Messenger RNA from Fusarium musae, 441 nucleotides. RefSeq lists its product as uncharacterized. The coding region runs from base 1 to 441 and encodes 146 amino acids. The transcript has 2 exons. The record is from RefSeq and is a predicted model, not a curated record. Lineage: Eukaryota; Fungi; Ascomycota; Sordariomycetes; Hypocreales; Nectriaceae.
AUGCGGGAUGGUUUCGCAUUUCGUCGGUCUAUGCCAGCAAAUCGCCAGAAGAACGAACGAGUUGAGCCUCGCUUCACACGCUGGCCAGUCGAGGUCCAGCAGGUAAUCGUCACUACUCAGGAUGGGCAGCCUCCCAAGGAUGAACUUCGGUAUCCUGGAGAAGGCGAGUGGGAGAGGGUUUGGAACUUGAGCGAUGUCGAGAACUUGUACGACAUGGGACUGUGGGAUAAUUUGGUCGAUAUAUUUGUCCGCGACUAUGGGUUUGGGAACAAAAAUGACGAACCCAAUGCCGAAAGACGGCGCAGGCGAGUGAGUGAGCCGUAUGCAGACGAUGAUCUGCAGGCUGACUGCGGGAUCCAAACCCCUGUCCAUGAUGUCCAGGGCCGAGCAUACUGUAUGGAUGUCCGCCUCAAUGAUGUCAGUCGUCAAGAGACGCCAUGA